UAAAAGGUAAUACGUCUUUUUACUUAAAUUAUUCUUGUGUACGUUACUUGUGUUCCACUAUCUUGUUGAUUGAACUAAAAUAUUGUGGGUAAUGUACUUAUUCAGCCUGGAAGGGGUGAAACACUAAGUUAAUGUAAGUAAACUGGACUUGAAACGAACUUGUUACUGGAGGGGGCGCUUGAAUUCAGCAGUGCACAUGCGCAGUGAAGCAAGCAGUGCGGGAUCCUUUCAGCAGUGACUUUGCAGACAGCGAUUCGAAGACCUCCUCUAAGAUUGAAGACAAGACAACACGGAUGCAGUGGACGUGUAAGUUUUGUAACUUCACUUGUGAAAAGCGAGAAGAGCAACCCUCUGUAAAGCAGAUGUUGGAACGCUGGCCAGCUCUUUUUAGGAAACAACAGGUUUUUGCUGAGUUCACCCGAGUAGCAAGUAGGGAUCUAGAGCAAGACUUCUUUGAGUCUUUGGACCGCCACACCCCACGUUUCCUUGAGAUCUUCAAGUCGAAGAAGGGAAUCAUUGGAACUACACUUUCAGAGAUUCUUGGCCAAGUUGAAAAAAGGACUACUGAUAUCAUUGCCAAGAGGACUGCUGUCCUGCGAUGUCUUCCAGUUUUCCUCUGGGAUGAUGGGGGAAACUUCUAUAAAGUCUGUUUUGACUCGGACACCAUGGCAGACUUAAGCCAGGUUCCCGUGGGGAUAUUGACAGUUGUUCCUGAAGCAAGUCAGCAGCCAGAUCCAAACGCUCUACAUCUGGAACCAUCCAGCAUUGGCAUCAUUCUGGAGGGUACAGUUGUUAUGGAUGACAUUGAAAGCCAUGACCAAGCAGUUUGCCUUAUCUUUGGACUAAUCUACGCCCUUCAUCUUGAUUAUCCAAAACCACUCAAAAACACCUUUGACUUCAUUCAGAGAGUGCUGCUCAGUCUCGGUGUAGGGAACCUCAGGCCAAAACUUCAGAGCUUGAAAAAUGCACUUUUGCUGUAGAGGCUCACAGAUGCACACAGCUGCAAGUAACAGAUAAAUAUGCUGCAGCAUAAACACUUGGUUUGACUUUUAGCUAAACGAUAUUCAGGUUGUACAGUAAGGUUUGUAAUGACCUACAUGUUUUACUUCCAAGGUGUAGGUUUUAUAUAGUGUUUAAAUAUUUCUGGGGCAUUUCUUACUUAAAGCUGUGAUAAAAGACAAAUAUGCUAAGACUUGACUGUUAGUUUUUCCAGGUUCUACAGUAAGAUUUGUAGUGACCUACAUGUUUUACUCCGCAGUUGUAUUCUUUUAUAUAUUGUUCUAAUAUCUGGGGUAUUAUUCACUUAAGGUUUAUCAGAAAACCAAACAAAAAAGCUAAGUUUAAAUGACAUCUGUAUUAUCAUAAAGCAAUGUGUCAGCGUGUUUUGACAAUUUUCUGAUUUGUGAGAUUUAAACCCCUAAGUAAGGCAAAGUUAUUACAUUUUAUAUGGCUUUAUGUUAUAAAGCUUGGUCUUUUGUUAAAAUGCUAUGUUAAAAAAUAAACAUUGCUUCUUGUGAACUUA
Molecule: messenger RNA, 1522 nt
Organism: Melanotaenia boesemani (Boeseman's rainbowfish)
Lineage: Eukaryota; Metazoa; Chordata; Actinopteri; Atheriniformes; Melanotaeniidae
Exons: 6
Coding region: 294-980 (228 amino acids)
Source: RefSeq, a predicted model, not a curated record